This is a messenger RNA of Rhipicephalus sanguineus (brown dog tick), 12149 nucleotides long. Its product is annotated as small G protein signaling modulator 3 homolog. Gene Ontology annotation, molecular function: protein binding. The record is from RefSeq and is a predicted model, not a curated record. NCBI's taxonomy places the organism in Eukaryota, Metazoa, Arthropoda, Arachnida, Ixodida, Ixodidae. Bases 306 to 2744 code for a protein of 812 amino acids. The transcript is spliced from 20 exons.
CGCUACAGUGUACUAACGUCACGAUUGACGCGAGUGGCGCGAACGUGGGCGGCGUUGUCCGCAUCCUGACGCAUCUCCGUGUUCCGAAACCCGUUACCGCAAUGUCUGACAUAUGUGUGGCGAAGGCGAGCGCAGUUUUGGUGCCUUGAUCGCGAAAAAAAAACGCGCGUUCGUGAGUAGAGUCUAGGCACAGUGUAACCACGGAGGCAUCUGGACACGUCAGCGAAAUCUGCACUGCGAUAAUGGAUUGACGGGGACGAAUUUCUGAGCGCAUUUACCCUGCCGGCACAGACUGCAUCGGAAACAUGGAUUUCGCAAGGUCUGUUUUCGGAGGUAACUCCACCGAAGGCUACAGCCGAAAAAACACAGAAGUCGAGACACUGUCCGAGGAUGAGGAGGACGUGCGUUGCGGCGGAAGCGACUGCGGGGGCGGAGAUUCGAUCAGUGCCAAUCUGUUUGGCAGCGGCUCAGCCCAGGGCUACAGUCCGGCACCCGGAGGUCCGUUCUCGGCUCUCACUCCGUCCAUGUGGCCUCAGGACCUGCUCGCGUCGCUCGGAAACAUACCUGAAGACACUGGCUGCCACCAUGACUGCCGCUUUGACGAGUUUGGCUUCAGGAUAGAGGACGAAGAUGGGCCCGAACAGACGAGCCGCAGUGUAGACAGUGAGGAGCCCUUCCAGGAGAACCCCCAGCACAGACUCCAGUGGAUCGCGUACCUGGAAUUCACACACAACAAUGAAGUUGGAGACCUCACGUGGGACAAGGUGGAGCCGCACCUGCCACACACGCCCAAGCUGCAAGGCCUGCUGCACGAAGGUGGCAUUCCACACUCGCUGCGGCCGCAGCUGUGGAUGCACCUGUCGGGGGCGGCCCGCAAGAAGAGACAGGCCGGCCUCACCUACCGCGAGGUGGUGCGGGCCUCCGCCAACGACCACCUGCUCACCUCCAAGCAGAUCGAGAAGGACCUUUUGCGCACCAUGCCGAGCAAUGCGUGCUUCUCGCAUGCCACCAGUACGGGCAUUCCCCGCCUGCGGCGGGUGUUGAGGGGACUUGCCUGGCUUUACCCGGACAUUGGAUACUGCCAGGGCACGAGCAUGAUAGCGGCGAGCCUGCUGCUGUUCCUGGAAGAAGAAGACGCUUUCUGGAUGCUGUGCACCAUCGUGGAGGACAUCCUGCCUGCCUCAUACUACUCGAGCACCCUGGCCGGAGUGCAGGCCGACCAGCGGGUGCUGAGGGCCCUGGUCACUGCCGUCCUACCAGACCUGGACGCCCUGCUCAAAGAGCACGACAUUGAGCUGUCGCUGAUCACGCUGCACUGGUUCCUGACGCUGUUUGCCAGCGUGGUGCCCAUGCGAGUGCUGCUGCGCAUCUGGGACCUUCUCUUCUACGACGGCUCCAUCGUCCUCUUCCAGGUCCUCCUGGGAAUGCUCAGCUCAAAGGAGUCCGAGCUGCGGUCGCUGGAAAACUCGGCGCAGAUCUUCAACGCGCUCUCCGACUUGCCCGGCUCCGUGCGUGACGCAGAGCAGCUGCUCGAAGCCAGCAGGCAGGCGUCUCGUGACGUGACGGAGCCUGCUAUCGAGGCCCUGCGACGCAAGCACCUUGCAUACCUGAUGGCCGACCAGGGGGCACUGCUCAACCCGGAGCAUGCACGAAACCUGCCCAAACAACACCUGACCCGUCGCCAGGUGAAGCGCUCCAAGUCGGUGCUCCAGCUGCUGCUCCAGGGAGAGGCGGGCGAUUGCACCAAUCCGUCGGAGGAGGACGUGCGGCACAAGAACGUGCGGCAGACGGAGAUCCUGGUGGACCUGCGCGAGGCCAUCUUGCAGGUGGCCCGCCACUUCCAGGCGCUCGACCCCAAGCUGCAGGUGACGCUGAACUCGGACUACUCCAUGGAAAGCCACGCGCGCGACCACGAGAACUUCGCCAACGUGUCCCGGUCGCGACACCGGCGCGCCAAGGCCCUGCUCAACUUCGAGCGGCACGACGACGACGAGCUCGGUUUCCGCAAGAACGACAUCAUCACGAUUAUCAGUCAGAAGGACGAGCACUGCUGGAUCGGAGAGCUGAACGGCCUCCGAGGGUGGUUCCCGGCAAAGUUCGUGGAACUUCUGGACGAACGCAGCAAGCAGUACUCCAGUGCGGGGGAUGACUCCGUGACAGAAGCCAUCACAGACCUGGUUCGAGGAACGCUGUGUCCUACACUGAAGGCAGUUCUGGAAUACGGAAUGAAGCGAUCCAGUCUUCUUGGUGGAACCUGCCACCCGUGGCUGUUCAUUGAGGAGGUUGCCAACAAGGAGGUGGAGAAGGACUUCAACUCCGUCUACUCUCGGCUGGUUCUUUGCAAGACCUACAGGUUGGAUGAAGAUGGAAAAGUGCUCACACCGGAGGAAGUACUCUACAGGUCAGUUCAGGCCGUGAACAUGUCACAUGACCAGGCCCAUGCUCAGAUGGAUGUCAAGCUGCGCUCCCUGGUCUGCAUUGGCUUGAACGAGCAGGUGCUGCACCUGUGGUUCGAGGUGCUCUGUUCGUGCUUGUCGGUGGUGCACAAGUGGUACCAGCCCUGGUCCUUCAUCAACAGCCCCGGCUGGGUGCAGAUCAAGUGCGAGCUCAGGCUCUUGUCCCAGUUUGCGUUUAACCUGAAUCCCAACUGGGAGCUGCCGACGCAACGGGAGCCCUCACAACCGCUGCGUGAAGGCGUGCGCGACAUGCUUGUCAAGCACCACCUCUUCUCCUGGGACCUCUGACUUCCGCGCGCAAGUGCUGGUCCGAAGACGCCACCGGGGAGCGGCUCCGAUCGGCUGGCGGCAACACGUCGCUGCGAAAACAUACGCCACUAGCGGCCUCGCUGGUACGAUCAUUAACCGGCCCCCGCAACUGCCAGACACGUGGCACGGCAAGUCGGCAUCUCUCGCAUUGCCGACAGUGUAAUGUGUUGAUCUCUUACGCGCCAAAUGGACUCUUUUUUCUUUCCAAUAUUCAGUUAACCUUCUCCGCGUCGUGUAUUCGCCCAGCUAAUGGAAGCAACAGCCUUUUCAAGCGAAGCUUGUUACGACGCACAAACCGCGCACGUGACAUUGCCGACUGCUUAACCGACUAUGCUGCCAUUAGCUGGGCAAAUCACUGCCUCGCGUGAAAGGUGGCUCCGAAGUUUGGAAAGGGGUCCGACGGCAGUUGUCCAUAGCUGCUAGAAUAGGGUACUAACCGAGCUGUACGGAAAGAUAAGGGUUCAGGAACCGGAAUGGUACAAGACGUCAUCGCAGGGCCAUAUACAACAUGGCACAGGAGAAAUGCUGGACAGCUCUAUGCCUUGUCUCAAGCUGCUUUUGUAAGUGAGCUUCUGUUGCUGUGUUGUGUUCCGUCACGGUCCAGAAUCACGUGCCAACAUAUGACAAACCUAAGUUAAGGCCUGCGUUUAACAAAUGCGUUUCUGGCCUCGUCCACACUGACACUCUUACCGAUUUUUUGUUUGUUCCGAAUGAAGCUAUAGGUUGCCCGAGCUGAGAAAUCAUGUACGAUUUCUGGUGUGAUGCCAAGAUUUUAUAAUGUCAAAGCGACAUUUGGACAUGUCAAAAGACAACCUCUGUGGGCUGAGAUCUUUGCCCGGUCCCUGAAAAUGUUCAAGAGGUGGGUUCAUUUCCAACAUUAUUUCUAAUUGUACUUCAAUGUCUUGCAAUGAAAAUUGUGCACUGAUUCAGAGAUAAAAAUAUGCUUUGACAACAUCAGCUUUGGGAAAUCAUAGUUUUGUGAGUUACCAUUAUGAUAUUUCUAGCCUUCGCUUUAGUUGGGGAGCGGCUUUGCUUGGAAGUGGCUGCUCAUAGCUUCAAAAAAUGGAGCUUUCGUUUCUAGUGCGUGGCUUUCUCUGGCAUCGUCUGGAACAGUUUUGUUUCGUGGCAGUUCACAGCCAAGGCAGUCCCAAUGCUAGUUGUCACCACUGUAUUUUUCUGCCAUCGUAUUAUUAUUAUCUUAAUUAAGUGUACAGUCAUCGCAUGAAUGAUAAGAAAAAUCAGGUUAGCCAUUGCCUGUUGGAGGAGUUACUGCACAAGAAAAUUUAUGAAGGGCAAAAGCAGGGCACGACUGAUAACACAGAUAAGAAGCACUGCAGGCGCAAAAUCUAGUCUUCUGGCAUGCAGAUCAAUUGGUUCAUGCCUUACUCGGUCGCAUGCUGGUUGUGCUAGUCACUUUUGUCGGAGAUUUCAGCUGCUGUGAUGAGGAGCCUUGCAGUGGAAGACACUCUUUUUUAACCGCUUCUUGAGUUGCUGUGGCUGGCAUUUUGCCCGAGGCUCUGUUCCAAUACUCGCAGUGAACAACUGAAAAGACGGUGGCUAUUAAGUUCCAUUCCAAAUCAUACAAAGCAAGCAUCUAGAAAGAGCUUUGCAAUGGCACCAUCAACGUCGAAGAACACAGCUGGCUACUUUCGUGUUCAGAAGAUGGUGGCCCACCGUAACAUCCGGCAACUCGGUAGGAAGGUUGCCUGCAUCCAAGGAAACAUGGCUUUGCUCUCUUACGCACUUAGUGUAAAAUGUGUCGAGAUUUUCAUAGGUUUCCAUACACAGGGUUAAAAUACAGUGAUAUGUGCUUUCUUUAACCUUUUACUUGUUAUCGAGAGAUGACAUCAAGUCGCAGAUAUCUUCCAAGUGUGUUCCACUGGUCUUCUUGGCAGUAAUAAAGACUGUCUUCAGUGCUGGGUAGAAUCGGAACACAUCCUGAAGCACUGACUUGCUGAUCGAGCAACAGUAGUGGUUUAUUCUUUUCUGGCUUUCACCGAAGGUAUGCCACCUCACACUUUUAGGGGCACUGUGAAAGUGUAAUUGGCGAAAAGGGGUAGUAAACAGUAAAAACAGUAAAAAGGGGUAGUGGUAAAACAUGUAUCAAAUAACCAACAGUGGGGCUAACAAGACGAACCUUGGAGCAAACAUUUCAACCAUGAAACUUGCUGCUUUCGUCUGGGCAGCGGCACAUAAUAUACAUAGAACUGAAUUUUUUUCUCUUCGCAUCAUAAAAAUCAAGUUGUGACACUGCUCUUUACUUGCUCAAGCUUUCCAGCAAGAACACGUAGUUUAUGAUAACACUUGGCACUGUUCUUUGUGUGAUUCAGCAAAGAAAAUAAUGCGAGUUUGCCUCUCACAUUAUUUUUUCAUCUUCCAAAGCUGAAAAACUCUGACCUCACAAUCGGUAACGAAAAGCCACAGAAGGCCACUGAGGUAUUGCGGCGAAUUUACAUUCCAUUCGAGGCACGUUUGUCUCUGGGUUCACAGGUUGUGACCGAUUGCGUAUCGUUAAUUGAAAUUAGCCUUCUAGUCACGUCAGCAUUGUUUUUUUUUGUUGUUGUUGUUGUUCCUACAACUUCUCAAUGUGCGGCACCAGUGUGCCACCAUUGGCUCAAUUUUCUGUGGCCGUUUCGAGAACCAACAUUUCCUCGUGCCCUUUUAGGAGGCAAAUCUAGUCACGGAAUUCCGAGAAAGGGCUUUGUUGAUUUGUUGACGUUUGACGGAAAAUUCAUCGACGACCUAGCAAUCUCUCUUGUGUACCACCUAGUCCAGAAACUUGUGCUGGGGUUUACAGUGCUAGUAAACAAGUACUCGCACGAUAUUUUUUACUACUAUUCCUUUCCCACAUAUAAUGAAAGUUCUGGACCUCAAAAACCAUAUAGAAGAUGCUUCCAAGUGUUGAAUUUAAUGCAACAGAUUUUCUGGCAGCCAGUUUUUGUUUCAUUUCCCAGGAGAAUCUUGUACUGACUGUAUUGUGACGUCACGACCCAGAAGGUGAUCACGUGAAGAGUGGCGCAUUACCACGUUUCGACAUUUGCUUCAGCUUAUUCAGUCAUUGGCUACACUGCUGCAUCAGUCAUCACAACAGUAGCAGAACGAGAGCCAAUCAACUGUGUCAGAAUGGGCACCACUACAUCCAUAAUGUGCUGCUCCAACAUGAUCAAGACCUUCUUGGUAAUGAUAUCACAAUGCAGUACUCUACUCAUAAAUGAAGCCAUGAGUCGCUAUAGAAAAGGCUGUUAUUUUAAAUUAUUUGGGGCGAUCCGGAGCCUCCUUUUACCAAGGGAAAAAAAAGUAAUAUAUGUUAUGUCAAUGCUUGAAAAUGUUUGCUGGAAAGUACAUACUAGCAGAUUGACUUUGCAGUGACUCUGUCUUGAAGCAUGAAGCACUGCAUUUGCCAUUCGGACCUUUCAGCAUUUUGUUGCAUUUGCUGCUGUGCGCAGGAAAAAGGUAAAAAAUAACCAGUGUUCAAUCAUGCAUAAUUUUGUUGCCAUUUCGUCUCAAUGGAAGCUUAAACUGUGUGACCAAACUUCCAUUCAUUUUAUAAAUGGGCUGUCUUCGUUCACCUUUCUGUCAAAGUACAAUUUUUUUUAGCCAUUCCGGUGGUGCUGUUGUUGUCUACAUACAGUGUACAUUGCACAGGAUGUUAAGUCUAAAGGGGCCCUGCAACAUUUCUUGAAUAUAGUCGGAACACAUUGCCGAUCUUUGUGCCAGCAAAUGAUCUCUGAGACCAUGUAUACAACUUUGGGCAGGUACCGCAGCCACCUGCAGGUGCUGCCACGUGCCGGCACGGCCUAUGUCUAAACCAGAAGUAACAGUCAACACGGUCAAAGAAAAAUUUAAAUAAAAAGAAAAUGUUCAAGGCGAUAAUGUUCAGCAACAUAAAUUUCAGGAAGUGUAUCACCACACACGCUGUUUCCUGCAUAGUUUCUACUCGUGGUGACGAAAGGAGGGCAAGCACACAGCCUGUGUGACAACUUUGUUUGAAAACAUUUGAAAAACCUCUGGGUAAAAAAAUUACUGCCCAAGCACUCCAUACAGGCAGUUAAACAGCAAAACUGAAAUGUUAAGCCCCAGUGUUUAUCACUAAGUUAAUCCCGAUGGUACCCGCCACGGUGGUCUAGUGGUUGUGGUGCUCAACCGCUGACCUGGAGGUCACGGAAUUGAAUCCCGGCCACGGCCGCCGCAUUUUCGAUGGAGGCAAAAAUGAUUGACUCCCAUGUACUUAGAUUUAGGUGCACAUUAUCUUAGAACCCCCAGUGGUCAAUAUUUCUGGGGCCCUCCACUACGGUAUACCUCACAAUCAUAUCGUAGUUUUGGGACGUUAAACUCCAACAAUUAUUAGUGCUGGUGAUUCCUUCAAGUCUUUCUCAAGUAUUGGUUAUGUCUGCCGAGAAAUCUUAAGUGGUGUUUGCUACCCAUGUGUUCCCUUCAUCUUUAGUGGACCAGUGGUGAGUAGUGGAAUUUGCCCAAUUUCAUUGGCACAUAUGUGCUAGUAAUUCUUGCACACAUAAGACAAACGAAUUUUUGUUUUGCCUAGCCGUAUUCAGCUUCAGUGCGUAGCACUUUAGGGGUCCAGCUUGUCAUCCAUCCAUAGAUCUCAUGUUGCGGGAUUGCGCUCAAAAUCAAGUGGUCAAUACAGGCCUAAAAUAAGGUUAGCAGUGCUCGAAACCGGGUUAAAUUAAACAAACAAGGUCUAAGAUAAUAUAAUUAACAGCAAUAACCAAGAAGUAAUCGCUAUAAUUAACUUAAAAUCACUAAAAAUGCUUUGGACAGAUGCGGUUGACUCCUGCACCGCACAAGAGAGGGCGCCACCGCCUCGCCAAAAGCACGAUUGCUCCUCCCACCGGCGUUCUCCGGCGUAUUCGUCGCUACAUCUGAAGGAGGAUACAACGUGACGGAACUUGCUGCAGACGACACGUAUCUCAACUGUGGUAACAAGCAGGAAGUCGAAGUGCAGCAAAAAGUAGUGCGCAUGUCGCAAAUUGAGUUUUCGAAUCUCCCUAACAAGACUACUCGUGCCUGGGAAACUGUACAUGCUUACCUCAAACGUUGACGUCAACGGCAGUUUGGUAGAUGGAGCAGUGGGUACUCGACGAACGGGAAUUGCUGAGUGCCCGUGCUACUUACUCCCACAGAUUUCACAGUAGUGUUUCGUAAAGCAACUAGUUCUUCCAGCAGACUUUCAUUCAUGAUAACAUAAAAACGUGUUGCAGGGCCUUUUUAUGCUUUGACAUGGUGUAUGUGCAAACCAGCAAUCACUCUGCAUAUAUUUGCAAUGUGCUGCAUUGUACAGAUUUCACUGAUACACCGGAGUUCACCAAGUGUUUGGUGAAGUGGUGGUAAGAACCAUUUAUGUGUUUAUUGCAUACAUUUAUGUGCUUACUCACUAUGUUUUAAUAUUUGAGUACCUUUACGGCUGUUGAACACUACCAGGUGCCAUUGUUGAAUACCACCAGACUGCGGAGUAAUGUUUACAAAAAGUGUUGUUAAUGUAUACUGAUGUAUAUUGUGCUUUCCAGUUUGCUUAUUUUUAUUCUUAUUCAUUUGUUGUUUUGUUGCUGUGUUGUUAUGCAUUUAUGGUUUGAUUGUACUCAUUCCACUUGCGUCAUUCCAUUCUACUAUGCGAGUGGCAUGUUCAAAGUCAUUUUCUUGUGAUAAUUACCUUCCUUGGUUCUGCCAUUUUUGCUAUUAGCUUACCGCUUGCAUUUUCAUGUGAAAGGGUCGCUUGCGUUGAGUGUAUGGCAUGGUAAAUGCUUUGUUGUGUUGUACAGUAUUUACACAUUAUCAAACUUAAUACUGAGCAUGUAAAUGUUAUUGCUUUAUACCUAUUGACUUGAGAUGGUGUUGUAUUUUCUAAGCUGCAGAUUCAAAAGUGUAUAUUCUGUGUGAGCUUUUUUUUGUUUUGUUUUGUCUGUAUGACAUUAAUUUGUAGAUCUACUGAAUCAUUUUAAGUUGUAAUUGUCGUAUUGAAGACAAAAUUGAAUUCUGGUGGCUCUGGGAAGCAGCAUAUUUAUUUUGGGCCCGAAUUAUUUUUAUAGACAUUCUUGAAAACUAUGAAUUUGUAUUUUAGAAAUAUAGAUGCGAAGUUAACAAGUCUAUAAUCGUUCACCAAAAACAAAUAUAGCAGUUUUGUGAAUCGAAUGUGCUAGAGCGUCCAAAGCAUGCAAAUUCUAUAUAAAUUCGCAGCUUGCAUGAAAUAGUUUUAUAAUGUUUACGAGAAUUUUGCAAAAAAUUCUAUUACUAGAAAAAUGAGAGUGGUGAAUCAAAAGGAAAAUUGUGGUCUGCCCACUUGCAGUACCAUGCAAGAAAUUGGUAUGCAUUUCUUUCCAAGAAAUGCAUACGUAUUUCUUGGAAAGAGCACCUCCCACUUUGCAAAAUAUUUGCCCUGGCUAAUUUUAUAUGGUUUAAAUGUAAUGCACUUAAUUUAACAUUGCAAUAUUGCGUUUUAUUGCCCAGUUCAAGAGUUGUAAAUUGGAUCCUUCUUUUUUUUUCGACUAUUGUAUUGUGUAGUUUAUGGCAGAUAUAAAAAAAAAUUCUUGCUACAGACACUAGAAAAAUAAUCUUUUCAUUUCCAUAUAUUUAGGUGGGAGCUCCCAGGCUAUGUCAUCCACUUAAAGUUAACUACAAUUUGAGUGUCAUUUCUUGUUUUCUUAACUACAAUUUGAGUGUCAUUUCUUGCUAGCUACGAUUAAGCACUUUAAAGCUGCAUUUAGUAAUGCUCUUCCGUUUGCGUGUGUGUAUUAUGUUUAUAUUAUGACACUGGCCCAUGAAUCUCUAUUCAGAAGCGCUCAGGAGAUAUCUGUGAGUCAUUCCCCCAUGCUGUUUGUGUAAUGACCAAAUCAAAUAGUUGUGCAACCACUACUAAUACAAGAAAAAACACCAGAUCAAUUUUUCAAGUAACCAUUGCUCCUAAUAAGUGGAUUGAAAGCCGACGUGCACACCGCAAAAUCCUGCAUGUGAUACAGGGACAUUUCAUUUUCAGUUUCACCAUGCCGAAUUCGGGUGCCUCAGUAAAGUUGCGAGCCGUAAUGGCAUCGUUAAAAUUGUGGUCCCACAAAAUUUUGUAUAUCUGCCGAGUUUCUUUAAUUGCUAUUUUCGGCACUUAACACACCAAAAUUUUUAGUUUUUUUUUUACUAAGUGCAUUUACAUAUAUAUCUUUUUCCUCUUUACAGCCACAAUAUUAUACUUUGUAUGUAUUUGUAAGUACAGUAUUCACGGAUUGAAACGCAACAUGAUUUAUUUUAGUGUAACAACUGCUGUGAGAAAUUACUUGCGAUUACUGCGCCAUGUCGCCAUGAAUGUGACUGCUGAAGGUAACGUUCGCUCUGAUAUAAAUGUUUGAGUCAAAAUUGUGUCGACAUGACACGAACUGUUGAUGAUGGAAACGAAAGUAUGUGCAUUACAUAGCCCUAAAAUGCCUUGUUUGAAUCUGUGAGCAUUGUAUAUUACAGUGCGGGUGAAAAGCAGCUUUACUACAAAAUGUUUUGCCUUAUGCAAGACGUUCUGUUAUGAGCACUGUUGUUACCAUAGAGUUUCCUACAAUACUUACUAGAGGGAACUCUGGCGCUAGUGUCUAUGGGAGCUGCAACGCAUGACGCUUCAGCCAGCAUGGGAAUGAUGGGUAGUACACAAAUUUGUCUAAACUUCGUUCUUUCGGCUCCGUUUGGCUCCGCGUCGGCUGCAUCCGCUUUGUCGAAAAACGAAGUUCAGCAAAAGUCAGCCGUUCCACUUCACCAGUUUAACUUUUUUAGGCUCACCAAAUCAAACCUGGUCAUGAAGUUCACAACGGUCUAUUCUUUUAUCCGAAACGAACGCCAAAACACAGCAAUAAACAAAGCCACAAGUACGUUUGAAGCCGCAAGCACGAAGACUAGGCAAAUUUGUGUACUACCCAUCAUUCCCAUGGUAGCUGAACGAUCGCAGCGCCAGAGUCCCCUCUAGUUAAUUUUAGGAAACUCUAUGGUUGUUACGUCAGCAGCGACGAUUGCGCCAUGCUGCUUCACUAUGUGCUUUUGACCGGGAGCCAUAGUGAGCCAUCCUUAUGUCACAUAGCUUGAUUGCAUUUGACAUUCAUUAGUUCAGUUGCCACUCAUUAUAUCAUUUAGCGAAAUGCCAGAGUUGACAUCGGUAUAAACCAAACAGAUAGGGAUAAAAUUUCAGUGUACAAAAGAGAAACCGGAACAAACUAUUCAAGAGAAAAAAAAUACUUUUCAUACACAAGUUUUCAGUCGGCGUGCAAUUAUCGAGCCAACAGCGUGAGUUGUAAAGAAGUGCAUCGUUGCUUAUUUCCGCAUUGCAGUUUUCACGUGUUUCCUGGAAACAUUUUCCAUUGUAUGAAUGGUGUGGCAAACACAGAAGGUAUUGUUUUUUUUAUGUUGCUGUACCCUGCUUUGUCAACGUACUUUACAUUUAUUAGCGAAAGGUUGUCACACGAUAAUAUUGAGUACUUUCAGAAUGCCAUGUAUAAGACGUCCUAAAUUUUUAUGGGCACAUAUAUGUAUUUGGUCAUUCUACCCGCUGGUUAUCCUCAGUGCUUGAGAAGGGCCCAAGGAAGUCCAUUGGCAUCGUUGUUACGUCAAAUUAAACAACUGAGAUAGAGACAUUACGCCAGUACACAUUGCGUAGUGACUGGAAAGGGUGAAGCGCACAGUCUGCCGAGAAAUAAUGAUAAGCCAAACAUAUUUCAAUUAGCACAGACUGCUUCUUGUGAAUAGAGUGUUGCAUAGAAAGAAUUGCUCUUAUAUCUUUCAUAUACACGAAGAAAAAAAAAACACCUCCAAUGACUUCAUUCGUCGUGUUUGCAGCCUCCCCUCCUUAUGUAAGUACAUGUGAAAAGCUUAACAUUCCUGCACAUCUGCACAUUUGGAAGUUUCCGCAUAACUUGGUGAAGCGGGCACACGGCAAUGCCACCAAGUCGCAGGUGGUGUCGCCGUCGUGUGCUGUCUACGCUUCGAGAUAUGCCAAAACUAUCGAUCAAUAUGCACCAACUAGCUAUGAUACAAACCGUAUUACUCUUUUGCGCACGCUCUCUCUGGCUCGUCUACAGAGCAACCGUCACGUCGGUGUCAUUCUAGUCAAACGUAAAACUCUUUUCAAGUCCACACAAGAGAGCUGCGAACGUUUGACAUGUGGCGUCCUUUAUUAGUCCAUGCAUGUAUCAUACUGCACAGAAUAAACUUAUUUUUGAACGUGGGUUCAAGUAGAUAAUACAUAUAUAUAUAUAUAUGACAUAUUUUGGAAAAUGUGUUCUCUACUGGAAAUCGGCUAGACCACCAGUACGGUCGGCACAUUCCUCUUGUAAAGGAUUUGGUAUGCAAGUUUCAUUCGUCUCUGUUCACGUUUUCAAUAAAGAAAUUUCGUUGCCAUUUCAACCUUAA